AUGACUGCGUCCAUAGCAUUGCAACAACAACGCGAAGACCAAAAGACUGGAUAUGGAAAUACUCUAACUCAAGAGCAAGCAUCUUUACUUCGUGAUCUUUGGGAGGCUUUGUACUCUUUGGAAAAAUUAUCCAUUGAUAUAAAUAGUUCCAAAAAUGGUAUAGAAACUAAUGGUACUUCGAAGUCCAAAAGUAAAUCUAAAAAUCAAGAUUCUUCCUCCGAGACUAGUAAAACAAAUUCAGAUGAUAAAUAUAACCAUAAGGGAGAGUUUAUAUCAGCUUUGAAAUUAUAUAGCCCGGAAGAAAUACGCCAGUCACUCUGGUCUUUAACUUCUAGAGAUGAUCCUGACAUGAUUUUAUUACGUUUCCUUCGUGCGAGGAAAUGGGAAGUUGAAAAUGCUAUUGCAAUGUUGUUGUCUACAGUGAAAUGGCUACUUCAAAAUAAUAUAAGUGAUAUUAUCAAAAAAGGAGAGGAAGGAAUGGAAAAAUAUUUUAAAGAGAAAGGUGAUAAAGGAUUUAUGAAACAAUUUACAAGUGAUGAACAAAACUUUGAAGUACUUCAAAAAUUUACCAUUUAUAUUAUGGAGACAUCUCGUUUAAUGAUUGAACCUCCUGUUGAAACUGGAUGCCUUUUAUUUAAUAUGGAAGGAUUUACUCUUUCUAAUAUGGAUUUUCCUUUUGUGAAAUUUAUGAUUCAAUGUUUUGAAUCUUAUUAUCCAGAAAGCCUUGGAAAAUUAAUAAUUCAUAAAGCACCUUGGAUUUUUGGAGGAUUAUGGAAAUUAGUAUCCCCUCUUUUUGAUCCUGUUGUAGCCGCAAAAAUUUAUUUUACUCAAAGUAAUCAAGAACUUUUAAAUUUUAUUCCUAAAGAUCAUUUGUCAGAAGAAUUAGGAGGGACAGAUAAAUGGAAAUAUGAAUAUGUACCAUAUCAAGAAAAUGAGAAUUACAGGUUGACAGAUGAAACUACUAAAAAAGUAAAAAUGGGAGUUAGAAGAUCAUUAGAAUUAGAAUUUGAUGAAGUGAAUAAACAAUGGAUUAAAGAUCCACAUAAUGUUCAAAUAAAAGAUAAACGAGAUCAAUUGAAAGUUCAACUUAGAAAAGCGCAAUUAGAGUUAGACCCCUAUAUUAGGGCUAGAACUUAUUACCAUCGUAUUGGAGCGCUUAAAGAAGAUGGAUCAUGUGAUUGGGUAUAUAAACAAUAA
Messenger RNA from Diversispora eburnea, 1197 nucleotides. Lineage: Eukaryota; Fungi; Glomeromycota; Glomeromycetes; Diversisporales; Diversisporaceae. The record is from the annotation of a GenBank genome assembly.